CACCAGAGUCCUCAGUCAGCCAGAGUUGAGCAAAGUUAGUGAGACGUAGGUGAAGGGGUUUGUGCACAGCUUUCCUCCUGGAUUACGUGUGGAGAUUAGUGAUGGGGAAUGCGGCUGCAGGGGGCUUGGAGCAAGAACCUGCUGAUGGCAGAGAGGCCAGGAGCUCAGUCGGAGCAGCUUCAACCAUGAGCGAGCCCACACUGACCCUGCAGAUGAAGCAGCCGGCUCCCCCAAAACUUCCCAUACCCCCAGAGGAGGAGCUGGACGAGCGCUUCAACGCGGUGCUGAGCUCCAUGAACUUGCCUCCAGAUAAACUAAAGCUGCUGAGUCAAUAUGACAGUGAGAAGAAAUGGGAACUCGUCUGUGACCAGGAGCGUUUUCAAGUGAAGAGUCCUCCAGCCACCUAUUUGUCCAAGAUUAAGAGUUUCUACCACGACCAAGGAGUGGUGUCACGUAGGUUAAAGAAAAAAAUCCAAGAUGCCACCCAGGUCCUUAAAGCCUUGGAGAUAUCCCUCCGCACCAAUCACAUCGGCUGGGCCCAGGAGUUUCUCAAUGAGCAGAAUAACGGUUUGGACGUGUUGGUGGAAUACCUGUCUUACGCUCAAAGCGACAGCUCAUUUGACGUGGAGUGUGUGGAAAACGGCGGCACGCUGUCAGACAGACCAAAACCUGUGGACAGGUCGAUGGAAGAUAUAAUUAGGAGCUCCAGCGGUGUUGGGGGUGGGGGCAGUCACUCCCAUGGGGUGACGAGAGCUGCUCGGGCGCUGACUGUGAGAAUAAGCGCCACGCUGUCACAUAAAAUGCACAAGAAGUCCCAUUUAUCCCAGCAGAGGGAUGAUGUCCAUGUGUGCAUCAUGUGCUUGAGAGCCAUCAUGAACUACCAGUCUGGUUUUAACUUGGUGAUGACUCACCCGCGCUGUGUGAACGAGAUCACCCUCAGCCUCAACAGCAGGAAUCCCAGGACCAAAGCUCUCGUGUUGGAGCUGUUGGCCGCCGUGUGUCUCGUCCGAGGAGGACACGACAUCAUUCUUUCUGCUUUUGACAACUUCAAGGAGGUGAGCAAAGAAAAGAACCGCUUUGAGAAGCUGAUGGAGUACUUCCUCAACGAUGACAACAACAUUGACUUUAUGGUGGCCUGCAUGCAGUUCAUAAACAUCGUGGUUCAUUCAGUGGAGAACAUGAACUUCCGGGUGCAUCUUCAGUACGAGUUCACUCAUCUGGGUCUGGACAAGUAUUUGGAGAGUCUGAAACAAACAGAGAGUGAGAAGCUGCAGGUCCAGAUCCAGGCCUACCUGGACAACGUGUUGGAUGUAGGAGCUCUGCUGGAGGAUGCUGAACACAGGGGAGGGGUGCUGGAGCAUUUGGAAGACCUACAGGAUGCCAACUUGCAGCUGAGUGCUCGGCUUCAGGAGAUGGAGAGUCAGACCACAGAGAGGAUAUCUGAGCUGGAGACGCAGCUCAUGCAAGCUACCAAGGAGACCGAGCUGCUCAAAGAAAGCCUGCGCGAGUCGUGCUCCCAGGUUAGCUCUUUGCAGCAGAGAGAGCGGGAGCGCGAGCUGGACAGGGAGAGGGAGAAGGACAGGGAGCAACUGAGCGCCUCCAUCAGUCAGUCCUCCUCUGAGCUGGAGCAGAAGAUCCAGGAGCUGCAGGACAAGGGGCUCAUCCAAGUGGGACGCAACGCCUCCGGAGGUCUGGACAUCCAGGUGGUGCCCGUCAGGGUUGUUGAAUACAUCCAAAGCCCACCUUCAACUGUCCAAACAAGAUCUCCUGCAUCAACCCUCUCCUCAUCACCUCCUCCACCUGCUGCUCCUGGUGGACCUCCUCCCCCUCCCCCUCCUCCACAAUCAGGAGAUGUUAUGAUUGCUGCACCUCCUGCUCCUCCACCUCCUGGAGCUGGUCCACCACCUCCUCCUCCUCCACCUACUUGUGCUGGUCCACCACCUCCUCCUCCACUUCCUGGAGUUGGUCCACCACCACCUCCUCCUCCCCCACCUGGAGUUGGUCCACCACCUCCUCCUCCCCCACCUGGUGGUGGACCCCCACCGCCACCUCCCCCACCUGGGGGUGGACCCCCACCGCCACCUCCCCCACCUGGGGGUGGACCCCCACCGCCUCCUGGAGUGCCAGACACUCAAUCUGGGUUUAAGAAUAAGAAACCCAUUCAGACCAGGUACAAGAUGCCUUUGUUGAACUGGCAGGCUCUGAAACCGAACCAAGUCUCAGGCACCGUCUUCAACGAGCUUGACGAUGAUCAGAUCUUAGGGGAGUUGAACAUGGACGUGUUUGAGGAGCAGUUCAAGACUAGAGCCCAGGGAACUCCAGCAGAUCUGUCCAAGAUUAAGAUCAAAACCCAAAAGACGCCAAGGAAGACGUCACUAAUAGAUGCAAACAAAGCCAAGAAUCUGGCAAUUACUCUGCGCAAGGGGGGGAUGAACCCCUCCACAAUCUGCACCGCUAUAGAGACAUACGACCAGCAGGCUCUGUCCAUAGACUUCCUGGAACUGAUUGAACAUUUCAUACCAUCGGACUUCGAGAUGAAACUUCUAGUCAACUACGAGAAAGAUGGCCGUCCCCUGGAGGACCUGACGGGCGAGGACAGAUUCAUUCUACGCUUUGGGAAGAUUCCUCGCCUGACCCAGAGGAUACACACUCUGACUUUCAUGGGCAACUUCCCUGAGAGCGUCAGACGCCUACAGCCGCAACUGGACUCCAUCAUCGCAGCGUCCAUGUCUAUUAAGUCUUCAGCAAAACUGAAAAAGAUCUUAGAGAUUGUCCUCGCCUUCGGUAACUACAUGAACAGCAGUAAGAGAGGCGCGGCCUACGGCUUCAGGCUACAGAGUUUAGAUCUUUUGCUGGAGACCAAGUCAACGGACCGCACACAGACGCUCCUCCAGUUCAUGACGAGCAUCAUCGUGGAAAAAUACCCCGACUUGGUCAACUUCCACACUGAGCUUCGCUUUAUAGACAAGGCAGCUCUUGUGUCCCUGGACAGCAUUCUUCAAAAUAUCCGUUCAUUAGAGCGAGGAAUGGAGAUGACCAAGAAGGAGUUCCUGGUGCAAGACGACAGCCCUGUGUUAAAGGAGUUCAUUAAAACGAACAGCGAGCAGCUGGAAUCGUUGAUCAAAGACAGCAAGACAGCACAGGAGGCUUACGUCUCUGUUGUGGAGUAUUUUGGAGAAAACCCCAAGACGACGCAGCCUUCCAUGUUUUUCCCCAUGUUUGGCCGCUUCAUAAAGGCAUAUAAAACAGCACAGCAAGAAAUAGAGCAGAAAAAGAAAAUGGAGAUAGGAGCCUGUGAGGUGAAGGAAACACCUCCAAUCAAAGCUGGAGGACAAAAGGGUCCUAUGACGCCUAAAAUGCCUCAGAUGGAUCUGAUAGCAGAGCUGAAGAAGAAGCAGCUGAAACCUCCGGUACGAGAGGGGAAAGACGGGGCUCUGGAGGACAUCAUCACAGAUUUAAGGAACACGCCAUACAGACGGACAGACGGACGUCGGCCUGCUCAGCGCCAGGACACCUGA
Molecule: messenger RNA, 3518 nt
Organism: Nematolebias whitei (Rio pearlfish)
Lineage: Eukaryota; Metazoa; Chordata; Actinopteri; Cyprinodontiformes; Rivulidae
Gene: fmnl1a
Product: formin-like 1a
Exons: 26
Coding region: 102-3518 (1138 amino acids)
Biological process (GO): cell migration; regulation of cell shape; cortical actin cytoskeleton organization
Cellular component (GO): cytosol
Molecular function (GO): small GTPase binding; actin filament binding
Source: RefSeq, a predicted model, not a curated record